GUCAGCUGACAAAAAACCCCACUCCCGCAUGCGGAAGUGAUCGCGGUGCUCGGCAAGAUGGAGGGGGCGUUGGAGCAUCAUUUGGAAGACACGUAGGUGCUGGGGCGGACGGGGGGGCCUUCUCCCUUUUGCCAAAGUGUCGUGGGAGUCGUGGGGCGGUGGGGAGGGUGACGCGGCUCUCUCCUCGGGUGCAUCCGGUACAGUAGCAGUCGCUGAUCUCUGUCGUUUCGUCCUCCUCCGUUAGAAUGAAGAACCCCGCCAUUGCAGGAGUCCUGUGCACCGAUUCCCAGGGCCUCAACCUGGGCUGUAAGUAACGCCGACACCUUCUUGUCGCAUGUUCCCAUGACGUCCAAGAUGCAGCCUGUGUUUUUAAAAAAUAGCUUGCUACCCGCUUGAAGAUCCCUUACCUUCCUCUGUAGUUCUCCCUCAACUUGUUCUCUCCUCUCGUCUCCUCCUAGUGUCAGACCAAGGUAGAGCUCUUCAAGCACCUAGCCUGGUCUCUUAUUGCAUUAAUGAGAUACACUUAUUGGGUAAGAGGAGAAACCCAGACGGUUUCUUUACCAAAAUGCUACGUUUGGCCACAACUGGGAACUUAGUGGGGUGGCUGGUGUUAGGUGCAAUGCUUUUUUCGGGGGGGGGGACGCAGGGAUACGCAUACCCCUAAACAUUUUGUGCAUCUAAGUUUGGCCUCAUUGAGGGGCAGUAUUUCAAUAUGAGUAGGAAAAUGAGAGUACCCCUAAACAUUUUUUUUUAGAAAAAAAAGCACUGGAUGGGUGUAUGUGCAUAAUAGUUACCUAUGUAGCUGAAAAGCGGUGAUAAAUGUGUCUGUGGCAUCUACAUCCUCCCUUUUUGCCAAAUGUCCUCAAGAUGGUGCCUGAAAAGAGAUCUACAUAAAUUCUGAGCAUCGUUUUUACUAGUUUAAAUUAGGCAAUGAUUAAAACCUUGUUUUAAUCUAAAGUGCUGUGUAUACAAAGAAAUUAUUUAAAAGUCAGAUUGGUAGUUCUAGCAUUAACAGCAAAGAGAGUCUAAUAAGAUACCUCCUAUUGCUUGCUUAUGUGGUAGUUGCAUUGCUAUCUAGACGACUUGUACAACUUAAUACAAUCUCCUUGUAUUGCACGGUUCUAAAGUGCACAGCUAUAGUGAGUGACUUUAGAUCAGCCAGCUAGCCUCAAGUAAAUCAGUAAUGGAUGCUCCUGUAUCUUCUGAACACCUCUAUUUAAGAUUUGUGAAGGCUUGACAAAUUAAAACGUACAGCUAGUUAAUAAUCACUAACACAACACAGCUACAAAAUUCUUGCUGCUAUUAGUUUUCUUUAAAGGUGACUUGUAAAAGUGAUGACACAGGGAUCACUUUGGCAAGGCAGGGACUUAGUUCUCCUCCUCUCUUGAUUCAGCUCAUUUAUACCUUAACCCCCUAUGCACACACUCUUCACUUUCAUAUGCAACAACACUAACAGAUCUUUCAUAUCAUCUUUCUUCCUCAACUGGCUCUGUUUCUUAAGGCUGCCUCUAUAAAAUCUCUGUGUCCUAGAAAAAUUGACAGAUGUUCCUUAUGUCUGAGACCUUCUUGGCUUUCACUUAACCAUUCCCUAGCAGCUGUAAACAAGUCAGACUGUCAGAUAGCGGGCAGGCAGGGGGAAAAGGAAAUAUGGGGAAAGGGUGCUAAAAUGGGAUAUGGAAUGGGAGUGAGGAAGAAGGGUAGAAGAAGUAGGAAAGGAAUAGUUAUUUGGGUUUUCUAAAUAUUUUUUAUUUGGAAAAAAAUAUUUGCCCAUUAGGGUAAAUUGCAUCAGGAAAUUUUUUGUUGCCUUAGAGAGUGAUGCAACUUAGUAUGUUUAUUUUACAUAUAUUAAGUAAACAAAGCUUUAAAAAACCCCUCAGUACUUUCAGAUUUUUUGUCUCAGUACUUUCAUAUAUUUAAUUUGAAAUAUUUGAUGGGGAAAUUAAGAGCCCAUUUAAUGUGGUUUAAAUGUUAUAUUGUGUAAAAAUAUUCAUAAAAAUGUAAAAUGCUAGCACUUGGAUGAUUGCCUGAAAAACAUUAAUUAUUACUUUGUAAUUGCCAAGCUUCCAUAAUACUGUAAUUGGCAUCCAUUCUUUGUUAUUAUUUUCAGUUUAUGGAAUUGAAAAUUCUCUGGUUAAGGACUACAUUUGGUUUCCCCCUUUUCAGUCAGCAUUUUUUGUUUUGCAUCCCUGAACUGACCACAUCCUGUAUUUCUUUACUCAUUUUAAAUGAUAAACCAUUGUCUUCUAGGUCGUGGUACCCUCUCAGAUGAACAUGCAGGUGUGAUAUCUGUUCUAGCCCAGCAAGCAGCCAAACUAACGUCUGAUCCAACAGAUAUUCCUGUAGUGUGCCUCGAAUCAGAUACUGGGUAUGUGUAUUUGGAGCUAUUACUUCCUUUACUUAAGACAAAUUAAUUGACAUGACAGGCCCAUUGCUUAAGUUGCCUUCUCAUAUGGAUAAAUUGGUUAAUCCUUGCUGCUCUCUGGGUUCUGUCUUCCAUGUGCAUGGUAACUUGUUUGGAAAUAACAGCUUCAAUUUCUGAUCUUUUGUUCUUGGAAUUUGAGCCAACUUGCAAAAGUACUCUUAAGAGUGAAGAAGACACAAAGAUCUUAACUAGCCUCAGUUAAUGUGUUUUGCCAUCAGGCUCUCAGUGUAGCUGGGAAGUAGGUUAUUGUUCUUCCUACUUUUCUUAGCUAUAGCGCUGCACCCUCCUUUGAUCAUAUUGCAUGUUGCAAGAGCCUCGUCCUUGUAGUUUCCCCUCUGCUAUGGAAUAAUUUGCUCUCUUCUGCUAAUGGGUUGUGGCAAACAUAAGAGGAAAUAGGAUCAUCUGUUUAGGAUGCUGAUAUCAUGGAAUAAAUUGAAAGAUUCUUCCUUGGUGCAUGCGGCUUCACUGACUUUGGAGUUCUGUAGGACUAAUUUUAGGCUUUAAACAUAUACUUAUUGAAGGCUUGUAAAUACACCUCCCAGUUACUAGUCUGCCUGGGGCUGGCAGGGGUGAAGAGCUGCAUUCUGUGUUGGGCACUGAUGAGGGAUGGAGUGUGCCAACCUUCCUCUGCCAGUUCACUCAGUUGCCUACAUGAAAUGGGUACCAGGCUAGUGCACAAAUAUAAGGCUGGUUUAAGCCUUAUUUUAAGUGUUAAGUUUCUUGUAAGCAGGGGUGUGCUUCCAAGCCUUGUUCCCUCCAGCAUGCCACCAUGAUCACAUUUGGAGCCUUCCAUGAAUUUGAGGGUGAAGGUCUGAGGUGGGACGCUUCUACUUACGGAGUCUCCCUGUGGAUUUAGAUCUCCAGUAGCACAGGGCUUUAAACUGUGUAUGUGUGGAGCCUCAAAACUUUUGAAGUGCUCUAAAGGUGGUGAUGCACCCCAACUCCCGUGUUGGUCAACAUGUGAGUAGAGCCAAUGCCCAAAUAGGGCACUGAUAAGGUUUACAAGGAAAAAGGUUUAAUAAAUAAUUCUGGGUUUAAAGUCUACCUGAUUUUGCUAAUAUUUGAAAUAAUGGUGAUUAAAGGGGUGUCAUCAAAAUGCCUAUAGCUGUAUUACAAAUGAUGACAAGUGAAGAGAAUCUAUGUGUGAUAUGAAAAGCAACAGAUCUAAAGGCAACAACAGUGGGCUGCAGUUAUUUUGGUUAACAUUUGGGACUUGUUUCAUUCUAUGAAAGUGGUGUGUUUAAAAACAAACCUUCUGUUUCUUUCAGCAAUAUCAUGAUCCAGAAGCAUGAUGGCAUCACAGUAGCAGUACACAAAAUGGCAUCUUAACCUUAUACAUCCACAAUACUCCUUGCUCUUCAACAUUUAUGCACCGUUGUGGACUACUCUUCUACAGAUUAAUACAGGUUGAAUAUCCAGUAUCACUAGGUAGAACCUAGCUGGAUUGGACUGUAAACAUUCUCCCAAGUUGUUAUGGAAUCUUAAUUGCUCUGAACUUGUGCCAUUUCAUAUUAUCAUGUGUGGAAUGUUUUCCUGUUACAUGGCUGGGGAGAGCACCUUGUCAGGUGGCCCCAAUACUCAAUAAAUCAAUAAAUAAACAAACUAGAACACACUGCUUGUUCACUACCGUUUGACUUAAUGUUGUUUUAUUUGGUGUGUCUAGCCAGGCAAUGACAUUCACUUGUCUUAAGAAAAUGCAGUUGUUUGGUAUACUGAUCUUCCUUCUAUGUACAAAACUAACAAUCACAUAUUUAAAAGGGACUUGACCAUAAUAGUUGCAUGACUAAUGAGACAAACUGUUUUGUGUCAUCUGCUUGUUAGCUGAUGGCAGUGUAUUAGCUACCAUCUGUAAAGCUCUCUCUUCUGAGUUUCUUGAAUUCCACUAGCUGAUCAAGAGAUACACACAGGGUUGAUAGUAAACCUGGCUAUUUCAUGAAUCAGGGAUAGUUCAGUCAGUAGAGCAUGGGACUCUCAGAGUUGCAGGUUCAAGCUCCACGGGCAAACGAUUCCUGCAUUGCAGGACGUUGCACCAGACGAUCCUCGCGGUCCCUUCCAGCUCUACAAUUCUUGAUUUUAUGUUCUAAUUCCAGAGACCUAUACAUCUAGCAUUUAGGAUAUCCUAAGAACGAACAAAUCUGAAUCCCCUCUGGAGUCCUGAGGACCAAUACAUUUCAGACCAAACUCUGCCAUAGGUUAACUCAAUGGAAAGUGUUAAUAGAGCCAGAAAUGUAACACUAAAAAAAGGCACAUGACUACAAUGUGUAAGAAAAUAGUGCAGGGACUCAUGUCAAGUGUGGAAUGUGGGGUUUGUGCUCAUCAGAACACUCUCUCAAGUACAACCUAAUCCUAGGACGAAGGGCAGCAGGAUAGCCACGACACAUAACAGAAUCCUUUUCAAUCUAGCUUCCAUCCCGGUUGAAGUAAAAUGUAUUAGCUGCUCUAGCGGAUUACUAUGCCAGAAAAUACAAGAUGAAGGUGAUCCUGUUGAUUCUCCUUUCAACCUUUCCUUAUUAACCAUAUUUUCCUGGACCAUCUGUCUGGGUUUGGAUUUGAAGCUGUCCUGAUUGUUCCUACCUGGUAGGGAGGUUCUGGAAAGUGGGUCCCUUGUGGUAGUUGUGUGGAGUAUGCCAAGGUUCAUUACCCUCUGCUCCCUUUCCCUUUCUAAUCUAAUCGAGUGUUUCCCAAAUUUGGGUCUCCAGCUAUUUUGGGACUACAACUCCCAUCAUCCCUGACCACUGGUCCUGCUAGCUAGGGAUGAUGGGAGGGCCAAGUUAGGAAAACACUGAUCUAAUUCAUGUGAAGUAGUUGACAUUCUACACAGGCUCCUUGCUGUUGAGCCUCUGAUAGCUGCUUCUGCAGUUUCAAAUCAUACUCUACAAGCCUGAGUAAGGAUCUUUACCCUAUAAAACCGAUUGUUUGAAUAAUAUGAGUAUUCUAUCAUAUGCCUGCACCUGCUUUGAGAUGUAAUUAUAAAAUAUGCACAGAAUCCAUACAUACCUUGCUCUCUCUCUACAAGAAAUUAUUGUUUAGUAGAUGACAUACUUAUACCUGUGUAGUUGAGAGAGAACAUGCUCCCUGUUUAGAAUAUGGUGCUGUUUAUCUAUAUUCCUUUUAUGUAUGCAUCCCUGCUCAUUGUGCAAGUGUUGUGGUGGAAAGGGACUAAAAUAGUAGCAACAGUACCAUCUAAAGGUGGUUACUAAUGAGCAUAUCAAAACAAUUAUAUGAUUAAAUGCCUUCCCUUGUGCAUCAUACACUGCAUGAAAAAUACAAUCCAACUUGUAUUUUGGAUGUAACUGCUGUAAAAUGAAGUGUUUACCCCAGGGGGAUAAAUCUUAAUCAAAUUUCUGUAGUUUUUAUUUUAAAAAAACAAGAACACAUUUCUAACCUAGAAUACUUGAAUAAAGAAAUUUAUUUUUAUGGAUACUUGUUUAAAGAAGGAAAUAUCACAUAUUCCUCAAGAUGAACACCAACCUACCUUUCCAUGUGCUAGGGAAUAUUUUUUAUUGUGUAAUCUAAAAAUCAAAUAAAUUCAUGCCGAUGGUGGUAUGCUGAGCUAUUUCUUUAAAAAUAAUAAUAAUUCAAAGUGAGCCAGGACAAGGGCUUUACCUCCAGGGGCACUGGCUCAAUCCACUUGUAGGAAAAAAGACAUUGUUUUCGCCAAUGAUACCAAGACUCUUAUAAUCCGGGUACCGAGGGCUUCCUCUGAAGCUAGGUUUCAGCUGCUGACCUUCAAACAUGCAGGGUUUCUUAUUUUAAAGGUACAACGGAGCCAUUAAGAGGAAAUGGCCAGUGUUUUGACCUGUCACGGUUAUUUUGCAAUUAUUUACUUUCAUACCAAAGAACAUUGCAUAACUAGUCCAAACACACAUUUCCUAGUAGGGGUACUGGCACUGUAGGUUCUCUUUAUAGCUUCUACAGGUGCAGGCAGGCAUUUAAAAUGGAACACUGAACAAAAGGGAUCGCUCAGUCAGUGGAGCAUGAGACUCUUAAUCUCAGGAUCGUGCCCUAUGUUGGGCAAAAGAUUCCUGCAUUGCAGGAGGUUGAACAGGGGUCAGCAAACUUUCAGCAGGGGGCUGGUCCACUGUCCCUCAGACCUUGUGGGGGGCCAGACUAUAUUUUGAAAAAAAAAUUUGAAUGAAUUCCUAUGCCCCACAACAGAGGUCAACAACCUUUUUCAGUCAUGGGCCAGUCCACCAUCCCUCA
This is a messenger RNA of Podarcis lilfordi (Lilford's wall lizard), 6625 nucleotides long. NCBI's taxonomy places the organism in Eukaryota, Metazoa, Chordata, Lepidosauria, Squamata, Lacertidae. The record is from the annotation of a GenBank genome assembly.